UUUAAUUGUCUUUAGCCAAGGGGCGGGCCCUACUGUCCGCUCCACUUCUUGUGACUCGUGUGUGCAUAAAGACACUCAGUACAGAGGAAUGGUGACAGCUGAGAGAGAGGAACACUAUACAUAGUUGCAGCCAUGAAGGAAAUCAUGGCACAAAAGGAGAAACUUCAAUGUCUGAAGGACUUUCAUAAGGACACCACCAAACCUUCUCCAGGGAAGAGCCCGGGCACCAGGCCUGAAGAUGAGGCUGAAGGAAAGGCCCCUCAGAGGGAGAAGUGGGCCAGUAAGCUCGACUUCGUCCUGUCUGUGGCCGGAGGCUUUGUUGGAUUAGGAAACGUCUGGCGCUUCCCUUAUCUUUGCUAUAAAAAUGGUGGAGGUGCAUUCCUCAUCCCUUACUUCAUCUUCCUGUUUGGGGGUGGGCUGCCUGUCUUCUUCCUGGAAGUUGCACUGGGGCAGUACACCUCUGAAGGAGGGAUCACCUGCUGGGCCAAACUCUGCCCCAUAUUCACUGGUAUCGGCUAUGCAUCUAUCGUGAUCGUAUCUCUUCUGAACGUCUACUACAUCGUGAUCUUGGCUUGGGGACUCUACUACCUCUUUCAGUGCUUUCAGCCUGAGCUCCCUUGGGCAAAAUGCAAUCAGCCCUGGAACACAGACCGCUGCAUAGAGGACACAGUUCGCAAGAACAAGACCCUCUGGCUGGCAGCCAAUAUUACCAACUUUACCUCCCCUGUCACAGAAUUCUGGGAACGCAAUGUCCUGAGUAUCUCCACUGGGAUUGAAGACAUAGGGCCCCUGAAGUGGGACUUGGCUGUGUGUCUCCUGGCAGUAUGGGUUAUCUGCUUCUUCUGUAUCUGGAAAGGAGUCAAGUCUACUGGGAAAGUGGUGUACAUAACAGCAACUUUCCCAUUUGUGAUGCUCAUCAUACUACUGGUGCGUGGUGUGACCCUGCCUGGUGCAUCUGAGGGGAUCAAAUUUUACCUGUACCCUAACCUAACCCGACUCCAAGACCCAGAGGUGUGGAUUGAUGCAGGAACACAGAUUUUCUUCUCCUAUGCCAUUUGCCUGGGCGCCAUGACAUCUCUGGGGAGCUACAACAAAUACAAAUACAACUGCUACAGGGACUGUUUGCUGCUGGGAGGCCUCAACAGCGGUACCAGUUUUGUGUCUGGCUUCGCAAUAUUUUCCGUCCUGGGCUUCAUGGCACAAGAACAAGGGGUGGACAUUGCCGAUGUGGCAGAGUCAGGUCCUGGCUUGGCCUUCAUUGCGUACCCCAAAGCUGUGUCCAUGAUGCCGCUGCCAACCCUCUGGGCCAUCCUCUUCUUCAUCAUGCUGCUGCUUCUGGGCCUCGACAGCCAGUUUGUUGAAGUGGAAGGACAGAUCACGUCUAUUGUGGAUCUUUAUCCAGCUGUCCUCAGGAAGGGUUAUCGCAGAGAAAUCUUCAUAGCAGUGAUGUGUUCCAUUAGCUAUAUCCUGGGACUCGCCAUGGUUACGAAAGGUGGCAUGUAUGUGUUCCAGCUCUUUGACUACUAUGCAGCCAGUGGUGUGUGCCUUUUGUGGGUUGCGUUCUUCGAAUGUAUUGCUGUAGCCUGGGUUUAUGGAGCUGACAAUUUUUAUGACGCAGUUGAGGAUAUGAUUGGCUACAGACCAAACCCAUGGAUGAAAUGGAGCUGGACCAUAAUCACUCCUGUCCUCUGCAUGGGCUGCUUUGUCUUCUCCUUGGUGAAGUACAAGCCCUUGACCUAUAACAAGGUUUAUGAGUACCCUGACUGGGCCAUUGGCCUGGGCUGGUGUUUGGCCAUGACCUCCAUGAUCUGCAUCCCCAUGGUGAUGGUCAUUAAGAUCUUGCAAUCUGAGGGACCUCUGAUUGAGAGGAUCAAAGCAGUGGCAGCACCAGCAAAGUCAGGCGUUAGCUCUCGGCCGAAAGAGUACACUCUGAAGUGCAGCGAACUGACACAGCCCCUGGACCCAAAUGGGAACAAUGGCUUGAUCAAGCCCACCCACACCGUUGUGGAAACAACGAUGUGAGCGCUCUCUGUGAGAGGAAUAAGAUUGAUGUGCUUUCUGUGUUAUCAUAUUUGCUAACUUUCAUAAGGGUAGGUUUACAUUGUUCAACAUAUUCAUAUUAGAAUUACUUGGGUUUGAUUUAUAUUAAGAUAUAUAUAUUAUUGUUGUAAUUUCUUCCCUCUGUAAUUUUUUCUUUUUUCAUUUUUUACUUUAUUGAUAUUAUUAAUGUUACAAUUGUUGUUGCUGUAGUUGGCACUGAUCUCAAUUUAGGCAGUAUUUUAAGAUAGAAAUAUUUAAUAUUUACUACCUUUCUGUUGAUUCUGGAGAGAAGAGGCAUUUGCUAUACGUGUGUGUGGUAGGAGAGAAGAGGAAAUACUCACUUCUUACAAAUUCAGUUUAAGAAAAUUGGUUAUGACCUGUGAAACAAGAUAUAGAAUAUCCAAACAGCCUCAUAUAGUCUUGUCGCCCAGUUAACCACUAAAUUCUUCUUGUUGUUUUUUAUGUCACAGUGACAGUCAGUGACAUAUCUCAGAGUACAUAUCCCAUUCGACAUAAUAAUAGUUCAUCUUGCUUGACAUCAUUUUAAGUUACAUGUUGAAGAAGGCCUUGGCCAAAUACUGAGAAAUGCAUUCAAAUAUCCAUCCUGAAAAAUAAAAACAAUUUGGACAAAAUAAUAAAAGAGAAAGACAACUAAGAAAGGAAAAGUAAGGAGAAAAGGGAAGUGGCAUAUUUAGAGUAUUUGUACACUGCCUGUGUGACUAUUAUAGUCAGCCCCAGUGCAUUUAUUGAAACCUCUCUUUGCACUUUAUCAGUCGUUUCACCUUUAUCGUAGUAUUUGUUUUCAUUGUGCAAGGUAUUGCACUUACAUUUGCAGGACGUCAGAAGGAAAUAUUUUUAGAUGCUAACUUUUUGAUAUAGUGAACUUCGAUACAUAUAAUCUACUUAUAAUGCAAAGGUUAAAAGGGUUUAAGUAGAUCUAUGACAUCUUGUAUUCUGGUUUAUAACUAUUAGUGGGAUCGGGGAGAACAUCAACUCAAAAAGUUACUUUUGUUUUAUUUUCUAGACAACCUGACUGCUCUCUCCAUUAUGCUCAUUUCAAUAGCAGGCAUGCUCUGCAGAACUACCACUGAAUUAUAGUUUAUAAUGUUCGGUUAUAUUUGUAUUUUAGAAUGUGAAUUGUUUGUAAAUCACAUAUGCCUUUUUGUAACGAUUUUAUACUGUACAACAUUUAACACCAUCAUGGCUGAAUUACUUCUCUGGAAUAAUUCACUGGGUUUUCAAAAUGUCAAAAUCAGUCAUUGUGAACCCAUGUUACACAUCUUUGGUGUCCAAUGAUUAAAUGGAGCCGUGGCUUUCUCUGUCCAUGUACAACGCAUGGUGAAUACAAUUAUGAAACAACUCGCCUAGGUGGAUAAGAAAUCUAAUGGAACUGUUUUUCUCGAAGCAUGUGCAGGAGCCACCACAGCACGUUGCUGCUUGUGCUACUAGGAUAUUCGAAUGUACCAAAGUAUUUUUGUCUCACAGAUUUCCCCUUCAAGAUGCACAUUGCAUCACUUCUGUCUAGAUAAAAUAAACAUAUUUUUCAUUUGA
This is a messenger RNA of Menidia menidia (Atlantic silverside), 3591 nucleotides long. The record is from the annotation of a GenBank genome assembly. NCBI's taxonomy places the organism in Eukaryota, Metazoa, Chordata, Actinopteri, Atheriniformes, Atherinopsidae.